Molecule: messenger RNA, 1737 nt
Organism: Thermothielavioides terrestris NRRL 8126
Lineage: Eukaryota; Fungi; Ascomycota; Sordariomycetes; Sordariales; Chaetomiaceae
Product: glycoside hydrolase family 51 protein
Exons: 5
Coding region: 149-1687 (512 amino acids)
Biological process (GO): polysaccharide catabolic process; L-arabinose metabolic process
Molecular function (GO): alpha-L-arabinofuranosidase activity
Source: RefSeq, a predicted model, not a curated record
GGAGUGUGUUUGCGUCCGUCCUGCGGGUUGAAUUAAAUCACCGGUGCCGUUGGUUGCGCUGGCUGCUGCCGUCGGAUCCAGGUCCCCGGAAACACUCGAGUGCUACGGUAGCACUGUUCAGAUUCUGUGUUUUCUUUUCGUCGUCGACAUGGCCACCUUCACAAGAAUCGAGGACGGCGACAGCCCCUCCAUCACCAUCCACCCCGACCACAAGAUCGCCAAGAUCGACGACAAGAUCUAUGGCGGCUUCACCGAACAUAUGGGCCGAUGCAUCUACGGGGGCAUCUACGACCCGGGCAACCCGCUCUCGGACGAGAAUGGCUUCCGCAAGGAUGUCAUCGAGGCUCUCAAGGAGCUGAAGGUGCCGGUGGUCCGCUAUCCCGGCGGGAACUUCGUUGCCACAUACCACUGGCUCGACGGCGUUGGUCCGAAAGAAAACAGGCCGAGCCGACCAGAGCUGGCCUGGAUCGGCACCGAGACCAACGAGUUCGGCACGGACGAGUUCAUGAAGUGGUGUGAACUCGUCGGCUGCGAGCCAUACCUGUGUCUGAAUUUCGGCACCGGCACUCUGGACGAAGCCCUCGCCUGGCUCGAAUACUGCAACUCGGAUCGCAACACGUAUUAUGCCAACCUCCGCCGCAAGAAUGGUCGCGAGAAGCCGUACAAUGUCAAGUACUGGGCCCUCGGGAACGAGUGUUGGGGCCCGUGGCAGGUCGAGCAGAUGACUAAGGAAGACUACGCGAAGAAGGCGUACCAAUGGGCCAAGGCGCUCAAGCUCCUCGACCCGAGCAUCACGCUGAUCCUGUGCGGCGAGACGGGCUACUCGUCCUGGGACCACUACGUGCUGAAGGAGUGCGUCAAGUGGGACGUCCACGGCCUGGGCAACGAGAACACCACCAAGUCGCUUAUCGACAUGCACAGCAUCCACAUCUACACGGCCGACAAGGAGCACCUGGCCAACGCGACGGCGCCGCGCAGCGCCGAGCGCGCCAUCCAGAUGGCCAGCGCGCUGAUCGACCUCGCGCGCAUCGAGAACAAGGUGCCGGCGACGGUGCCGAAGCAAAAGGUCUGCCUGGACGAGUGGAACGUGUGGGACCCCGCGCGCGCGCCCGGCGAGCAGGGCGCCGAGGAGCAGUACACGCUGUCGGACGCGCUGGCCGUGGCCGUGUUCCUCAACGGCUUCGUGCGCCAGGCGCGCGACCUCGGCAUGGCCAACAUCGCGCAGUCGGUCAACGUCAUCUCGCCGCUCACGACCAGCCCGCGCGGGCUCGUCAAGCAGACCAUCUGGUGGCCGCUGCUGCUGUUCAGCCGGUACAUGCGCGGGCACACGGUCGCGCUCAACGUGCGGGCGCCCGAGUACGCCGGCCGCACGCAGCCGGCCUGGAUCCGCGCCGCCAUCGAGACGCCGCUGCUCGACUGCAGCGCCGCGCUGGGCGACGACGGCUACGUCAACCUGGCCGUAGCCAACCUGAGCGAGGACCGGGACUACGAGGUCGCGCUGCACGGGCUGCGGCCGGCCGGCGACGGGAAGGUCGCCGUCUUCACCGUGACGGGCGACAACGUCCACGUCACCAACACGGCCGACGAGCAGAAGGUCGGCAUCCGCGAGGGCGAGUGGGACGGCCAGGGCAAGUUCACCUUUGGCAAGCACUCCUUCACCCUGCUGCGGUGGAAGAGCGGAGCAUAAAACCGCAUCGCCAGUGAGUGGGCACGCAGGUAAUGGGUCUCGGCGGGAUA